AAAUAGAGGAGUGAGAGACCAGCACGCCCUUUUCGACCGAAUUAGGGUUCUAUCCUUCACGAUAUUUUGCAAUCUCCUGAAAGAAGAUGGAUUCUCAUGCUCGCUGCUGCCAAAGUAGUUCUGAUGGUCGGUAAUGCAUUGUUUUGACAUUUUCCAGGAAAAAUGCCUCGGUAUGAUGAUCGCCAUGGUAGUACACGCCUCUUUGUCGGUCGCUUGUCUUCUCGGACUCGAUCACGAGAUUUAGAGGACCUCUUUAGCAGAUAUGGAAGAGUACGUAAUGUGGAUAUGAAGCGCGACUAUGCCUUUGUGGAAUUUAGUGAUCCUCGAGAUGCUGAUGAUGCAAGAUAUGGGUUAAAUGGUCGCGAACUAGAUGGAAGUCGCAUCACUGUGGAAUUUGCAAAGGGAGUGCCGCGUGGUUCUGGUGGAUCUCGUGAAUAUCUUGGCAGAGGUCCUCCUCCAGGAACGGGGCGUUGCUUCAAUUGUGGAAUUGAUGGCCACUGGGCCCGAGAUUGCAAGGCUGGGGACUGGAAAAACAAGUGUUACCGGUGUGGGGAUCGAGGCCAUAUAGAAAAGAAUUGCCAAAACAGCCCCAAGAAACUUAGACGUGGACGGAGUGACUCCCGCUCUCCAUCGCCUAGACGUGGCAGAAGCCGUAGCCGUAGUUUCAGCAGGAGUCGUAGCUACAGUCGAUCCAGGUCACCCCCGAAGAGGGAGCGGAGGGUUGAGUGCGCUGAUAGACGAUCUAGGAGCCCCAAGCGGAGCAAGGAUUCAUCACCACCACCAGCCAAAGGGAGGAAGCGCAGCCCAAAUCCUGAUGAGAGAAGCCCACGAGAGAGAGGCAGCCCAUCCCCGAGGGAUCGUGCACAGGGCAACGGGUCAGAAUACAGUGGGAGCCCUAAGGCGAGGAGCAGGAGCCCUAUGGAGGAUGAUGGUGGAAGAGAGAGCCCACUGAGGGACAGCCCAAUCGAAGAAAAUGGACAGAGUCUUAGCCCUAGCCCCAUUGCCAAGAAUCGUAGGAGCAGCCCAGAUGAUGAUGAAGAUAACAAUGGGUCUCUACGGGGCAGCGAAUCUGCUUAAAAAAUGCUGCAAUCUGUCACAUUAAAAGUGAGACCUGUGCUUGAAAGUUGUAUGAUCUUGGAUACCUAUGCUUUAUUUUGACCUUACAAUUACUCUUUAUGAUUGAGUUGUUUUAAGUAAUUUAUUAGUUGUUUUAAGUAAUUUAUUUUGGAUAUUCUUUUUUCCAAUGAAAUGGAGAAUAUCUCUGUGGUAUUCUCGUUUAACUGUU
Messenger RNA from Rhododendron vialii, 1285 nucleotides. RefSeq names its product serine/arginine-rich splicing factor RS2Z33-like. The coding region runs from base 163 to 1077 and encodes 304 amino acids. The record is from RefSeq and is a predicted model, not a curated record. Gene Ontology annotation, biological process: mRNA splicing, via spliceosome. Lineage: Eukaryota; Viridiplantae; Streptophyta; Magnoliopsida; Ericales; Ericaceae. The transcript is spliced from 7 exons. Gene Ontology annotation, molecular function: mRNA binding; zinc ion binding. Gene Ontology annotation, cellular component: nuclear speck.